GACCGAGCUGUGUACCUCACGUUGCUUAUAAUUUCGAUGCUUUUCUUCGCAAGAACAAAAGUCUCUCCAUCUCUCUACAGAAGACAGAUAUUAUGGAGGGUGCCACUACCAACAUGUGGGAAAUUCUCCCAGAUAUAUUAUCUCCAGGUGAUGCUCUUUCGUGAAUAUCUUUUUUUUCUCUGUAUUGUUCAUUUAAAUCUUAAAAAGCUGGGGGAUCGAAUACAUUAUUGUUCAUGGAACCAAGUCCUAGCUCGUCGGCUGUAAGAUAUCAAUUUCCAAAAACAACUGAUGCUAAUCUCAAUGGAGCUACUAGAUACACAGCAGCUCAGAGAAAAAGAUUGGCUGACAAGGCAUAUCGGCAACGAUGUAAGGAAUUGAAAAUGAUCACCAUGAACAAAUUGGAUGAACUUACCAUUGAAAAUGAUCGUUUAAGGAGAGAGAAUGAUUCCUUAAAGAAGGAAGAAGUCCUACUGGUACAGACUUUGCAACGUCAAAAAGAUGAGAUGAAGCAACUUGAGAAGGAAUUUGGCCAAUUAAAAGGCCAGCUUAAUAGUCAAAAUACGGUUGUGGAAGUGCUUUUAAAACGACUAACUGGCUCCAACUAUAAAGAUCUCCAGCGUGAAAAUACUCAGCUUAAACAUGAUAUUAAUCUGUUAACAAAAAGAAUCAGCAAUCCAGAAAACAUGAAUGUAAUUCAGCUUCAAGCAAAAAUUGAACAAUUAGAAAAUGAAAAGAAUGCAUUGCAAGUGAUAAUCGAUGCUUUAUGUGAGAAGAUAAACAAGGACAAGGACCGGCUUGAACCUCAGGAACUAGCAUCACAAGAAGAACAUGUACAAAUGAAGAGAAACUGCAGCAUCCAAAAGUUUGAAGACGGUGGGGGUAUCCCGCAAUUGGCAGCUCUACAAGAUUUAUUUAACGGGGAUUUGUGAUUUCAGACAGUUGCAGUUUAAGAGACCGAACAAAGGAAAAGAAAAGAAAAGGAUUGCCUGAAGAGCUAGCUAGUCAAUGGAACCAUUAUCAUUAUUGAUUUGCAUAUGCUUUGUUGUCAACUUAUAUUAAUCUAUUUCGAGUCCAGUUGCAGAAAUGUUAGUUGUUGUUGUGUCAUGUUCGGAUGAGCUGGUUGUCUCAUUUUUUUAGCUCUUACAAUCAAUAAAUUAUGGUGUGAGGCUAUCAAUUCCUACAA
Messenger RNA from Populus nigra (black poplar), 1183 nucleotides. RefSeq lists its product as uncharacterized. The transcript has 5 exons. The record is from RefSeq and is a predicted model, not a curated record. The coding region runs from base 234 to 929 and encodes 231 amino acids. Lineage: Eukaryota; Viridiplantae; Streptophyta; Magnoliopsida; Malpighiales; Salicaceae.